Messenger RNA from Bipolaris maydis ATCC 48331, 825 nucleotides. RefSeq lists its product as uncharacterized. NCBI's taxonomy places the organism in Eukaryota, Fungi, Ascomycota, Dothideomycetes, Pleosporales, Pleosporaceae. The record is from RefSeq and is a predicted model, not a curated record.
AUGAAUUCUCGACUACCCUUAUCAGAGCUGCCAAAAUCAUCAGGGGUGACGCGCCGAUCCGGACGCUGUCUCAGUUCUCGACAAUGGGAUUUAGGCGAUCAACGAGGACCGGACACAAACAAAGUCAUAGUGAUCCCAGACAGCCAAGAAGAGAUCAAUUACACACAGCACCGAAAGCAUUCUUCCGACGUUUACUCGGUCGAAGACUGUAAUAUCAUCCAAACCGCUAAUAGUAGGGACAAAAGGUUGAAGGAACGAUCAAUGUUUCUUGGAUCACAGCAGGAAAACAUGCUUUUACAGGAUACUGUUAGUCUUUCGCCAAGAUCAUAUCGUAACUCACUGACGAGACCACAGAGGUUCGAUGGAUGUACGCCCCAUAAGGAAGCGAAACCCCAAUCCGGGCUGUUUUUUUAUUUAAAAAGUGAAUUGGAAGGAUCUCGAAGGGUUGGAAGAAAUCGGGAGCAAGAAAACCUAACUCUCAAGCGAAAACUCAAUAAGAAAAGGCAGGCGUGUUUUGAUUACCAAAAAAAGAGCGAAGAACUCGAAAAGGAGAACGACGAACUAAGAAAGGAGAAAAUCAAGGAUCAAAAGGAAAUCACGGAGCUCAUCAAAGAGCUUAUUGAACUGAGAAAGAAGAACAAAAAACUCGAACAGGUUCGGGAUGAAUGUAAGAAGUUGUACCUAAAGGGUGACAGGAAGAACGUAGAACUCGAGAAGUUAUACCUUAAAGAACAUCAAGAGGCACAGGAUAGCUACUUAGAGGGAGUUUGUUUUGGCUAUAGAGUCGCAUCGAGCGAACAUUCAAUGAUGUCGGGAGAUAGUUGA